Etheostoma cragini (Arkansas darter) is the source of this 1492-nucleotide messenger RNA. Its product is annotated as calreticulin-like. Gene Ontology annotation, biological process: protein folding. Gene Ontology annotation, cellular component: endoplasmic reticulum; endoplasmic reticulum membrane. The transcript is spliced from 9 exons. Lineage: Eukaryota; Metazoa; Chordata; Actinopteri; Perciformes; Percidae. Gene Ontology annotation, molecular function: calcium ion binding. The record is from RefSeq and is a predicted model, not a curated record. Bases 172 to 1443 code for a protein of 423 amino acids.
UCGUGGUCUCAUUUCAUUGGCGAGACGUUUGUCCAAUGAGCCGCGGCCAUCUGUGCAGGGCUCGUCGCCGUUGAAAUACUCAGGUUACAUUUCCUCGAGGCUUUAUUAGCUGGUUUCACCUCAAAUCUGCUGUCUCUAACUCCCUGGCACCGGUGAGAAGAAGCAGCCAACAUGAAGCUCCCAGUGGCGAUUCUCGCAGUUUUUGCAUCGAUAGCUGUCACCAUUGACGCUACCGUCUACUUCAAGGAACAAUUUCUGGAUGGAGAUGGAUGGGAGAGCCGGUGGGUCGAGUCCAAACACAAGUCAGACUAUGGCCAAUGGAAACUGAGUGCUGGGAAGUUUUAUGGGGAUGCUGAGGCUGAUAAAGGUAUCCAGACCAGCCAGGACGCCCGCUUUUACGCCGUGUCGGCUCGCUUCGAGCCUUUUAGCAACGAGGGAAAGCCCCUGGUCAUCCAGUUCACCAUCAAGCAUGAGCAGAAGAUUGACUGCGGCGGCGGCUAUGUCAAGAUCUUCCCGUCUGACCUCGACCAGAGCAACAUGCAUGGAGACUCCCAGUAUUACAUCAUGUUUGGGCCUGACAUCUGUGGAUACAGCACAAAGAAGGUCCAUGUGAUCUUCAACUACAAGGGCCAGAACCACCUCAUCAAGAAAGACAUCAAAUGCAAAGAUGAUGAGCUGACCAACCUGUACACACUGAUCCUGAAUCCAGACCAGACAUACGAGGUGAAGAUCAACAACGAGAAGGUGGAGUCCGGCUCCUUGGAGGACGACUGGGACAUGCUGCCCCCAAAGACGAUCAAGGACCCAGAGGCCAAGAAGCCCAGCGACUGGGACGACAGGGCCAAGAUCGACGACCCCAAUGACACCAAGCCUGAGGAAUGGGACAAGCCAGAGACCAUCCCUGACCCUGAUGCCAAAAAGCCUAGUGACUGGGACGAGGACAUGGACGGAGAGUGGGAACCUCCCAUGAUCACCAACCCGGAGUACAAAGGCGAGUGGAGUCCCAAGAAGAUUGACAACCCUGACUACAAAGGAGUCUGGGUCCACCCCGAGAUCGACAACCCAGAGUACACUCACGACGUCACUAUGUACAAGUUUGAGAAGAUUGGAGUACUGGGCCUGGAUCUGUGGCAGGUGAAAUCUGGCACCAUCUUUGACAACUUCCUGAUCACUGACGAUGUCAAAGAAGCAGAAGAGUUUGGGAAGGAAACCUGGGGAGUUACAAAGGGACCGGAGAAGAAGAUGAAAGACGAGCAGGAGGACAUGGAGAGGAAAGUCAGGGAGGAGGAGGAAAAGAGCAAGAAGAAGGACACUGAAGGCGGUGAUGAGGAGGAGGAGGAAGAUGGCGAGGAGGAGGAUGAGGCAGAGGAAGACGGCGAGGAGAUGGAAGAGGACGCUGGGACGGAAGAGGACAGUGAUGUCAAAGAGAAGGAUGAAUUGUAGAGCAAAAGGACCCGGUUGGUUGUGUGCUUCUCUCUGCAGGUUCGAAAGA